AGACCACGCAUGCGCGGUGUCGGGCUUCAUUGGCAAUGCUCGUCCGAGUCUCCGGACUGAAAAGAUUUAUUUCGGGACAAGCGAGGCAGCGCCACAAUUUACUAGAGGAUUAUGUCAGUUGCCUUUGCGGAUGAGCGUACGUCUCACCAAGUUAGCUAUCGUGCAAGGUCACACUGAGACCAAAUGUCCAGGUAGCUGAAGCUAUUCACUGUUUUGUUUGUUCCGCCCCAGUAAUAAUUAUGUGGAGUGGGAUUUUACCAUUUACUGGAAGGCGACGCCUGGAUAAAGAAGCGCGACCGACUGUUAAAAACCCUUCGGCGAGUUAUUCUGGAAAGUUUAAAAAAAACAUGGUUUACAAAUUGCGUUCUCGUUGUUUCCCAACAAUCUGGGUGCUGUGUCUGCUGUCCGAGCUGUCCGACUGUGCUGGAGGUUCGGCCUCCCAGAGCUCACAGUUCAGCUCUUAUGAAGUGACCGUUCCAACACGCAUCAGCAGGAUCAGGAGAGAACAGGACCGGCCCGCCUCCCACAAGGUUUCCUAUGUAAUCCCAGCUCUGGGAAAAGAACAUGUUGUCAUUUUGGAGAAGAAUGAUCUGCUCCUGCCGGACGAUUUCACGGUGUAUUCCUACGCCAAGGAUGGCUCACUGGUCACAGAAAGGCCUGACAUGAAGGGACACUGUCAUUACCGUGGUUACGUAGAGGGCGCAGGAGAUUCCUCCGUCGCUCUGAGUGUCUGCUCUGGCCUGCGAGGCGUGGUCCACAUGGAGAACUCUAGUUUCGGCAUUGAACCUCUGGAUGGCUCGCCGGCUAACGAGCACUUGGUUUACCGUCUGGAGGAUGUCAAGGCAGAGCCUUUUACUUGUGGAACACCCCGAUCUGGUUACCAUGAUGACCAAGCAUCAGCUGGGCACCUGGAGGAGAGCCACACCCACAACAUUACACCAGGUCAAUCUGUCAGUCAUCUGAUCAGGAAAAAACGGGCUGUCCUGCACCAAACCCAUUAUGUGGAGCUGCUGUUUGUGGUCGACAGUGAUAGGUUUGACUUUACAAACAGGAAUCAGACAGCAGUGCGAGAAGAGAUGGUUCAGCUUGCCAACUACGUUGAUAGUAUGUAUAUACCCCUGAACAUCCGAGUUGUUCUGGUGGGCCUGGAGAUCUGGUCGGCGGGGAACCCCAUCAAUACGGAUGGCAGUGCUGGUGAGGUGCUCGGCCGCUUCACCCAAUGGAGGGAGAAGGAGCUGGUACCCCGCCGUCGCCAUGACAGCGCCCAGCUCAUCCUGAAUAAAAGUUUUGGGGGCACGGCAGGGAUGGCGUUUGUGGGGACAGCCUGUUCCAGAAGUCAUGGGGGUGGAAUCAAUGCGUUCACCAAUAAAAACAUAGUGUCCUUUGCCUCCAUCGUGGCCCAUGAGCUGGGCCAUAACCUGGGGAUGAACCACGACGAUGGAAGGCAGUGUGGAUGUGACGUGAACCUCUGCAUCAUGAACUCAGGAGCAACUGGAUCAUGGAACUUCAGUAGUUGCAGUGCAGAUGAUUUUGAGAAGAUGAUCCUGAACUCAGGCGGCAGCUGUCUGCUUAACAUCCCGCGACCUGACGAGGCCUACAGCGCCCCCUACUGUGGCAACAAGCUGGUGGACAUCGGCGAGGAGUGCGACUGCGGCUCAGAGGAAGAAUGUGAGAAAGACCCCUGCUGUGAGCCCAAGACAUGUAAGCUCCGAGCCAGAGCUGAGUGUGCUUAUGGAGUCUGCUGCAAGCACUGCAGGUUCCUUCCUGCUGGCUCUGUAUGCAGGAGCAGUACUGAUGAGUGUGAUCUACCAGAGUACUGUAACGGCUCCUCUGCUCUGUGUCAGGCUGACGUUUUCAAACAGAACGGCCAUCCGUGCCAACAAGGCCAAGCCUACUGCUACAACGGCCAGUGCCAGAACUAUGACGGCCAGUGUCAGGCCAUAUUUGGUUCCAAGGCGAAAGCUGCUCCUGAGACGUGUUUUAAGGAUGUAAACUCUAAAGGUGACCGCUUUGGAAACUGUGGCUACCAGAACUAUGGUUUCAAGAAGUGUGAGAGCAGGAAUGCUAUGUGUGGGAAGCUCCAGUGUGAAAAUGUCCAGAUGAAUGUGAUAUUUGGCAUCAAGCCCUCCAUCAUCCAGACCCCUAUCGGGGGUACCAUCUGCUGGGGAGUGGACUUCCUCCUUGGCUCCGAUGUUCCCGACCCCGGCAUGGUCAACGAGGGCACCAAGUGCGGCGAGAACAAGGUUUGCUUAAACUAUGAGUGCAGAAGCGCAGAUGUGCUGAAUUAUGACUGCGAGGUGAAGAAGAAAUGCCACGGCCAUGGGGUGUGUAACAGCAAUAAGAACUGCCACUGUGAGAACGGCUGGGCUCCUCCGUUUUGUGAGGCAGUAGGCUACGGUGGAAGCAUGGACAGUGGACCCACCUGGAAUGAUAAAGACACGUCUACGCGGGAUGGCCUCCUGGUGUUCUUUUUCCUGGUUCUUCCUCUCCUGGCUUUGGGCCUCUUCGUUUUCUUCAGGAGGAAUGAACUGCAGCGCCGGUUCUGCAGGCGGAAACGCUCUCAGGGUUACCAAGCGGAUAGCAGCAACAGCCGGACCCCUGCAAAUCAGCGUGGAAACCCCAACAUAGUAAGAGAAGGACAUCAGGCUCAGUUACUACCACCUGAGGAGAUGGCUCACCCGAGCAGUACCUCGUCGGCGCCACAGUACACCACCAAACCACCACGCCCUGCGUUUGCACGACCACCCCCUCCUGCUCCUGUGCCUCAAAGACCAGCUCCGCCUCCCCCUGUAUAACGCAUGACACACACAUCCAGCUGGACAUGUGUGCAAGUGUGUGUGCGCGCGUGUGUAUAAUGUGAGGUGGAGGAGGGGCGUGUUGAGGAGGAAUCAGCUGCUCACGUCACACUGCCUGUCCCUAACAGCUCCACCCCCAAAAUGUCACCGCCCCCCUGAGCUUUGGAACAGUUGCUACCUGUCAGUCAAACAGCAGCUAGGCUUAAGACAUGGCCACUGUUCCAAGAGGAACCUCCAACUGCAGUUCGUCAUAGAACACGGCAGGACAUGAUGAGCCUUAGCCAAUGGGAUGGGUUCCUUUGUCUCUGAGAGGUUUCUAUGGCAAGAGCUGAGUCCCUUAAUUCUAUUAUGACUAUGGGCUGAAAAAUACUAAAACAAAAAACCAGGACCACUGCAACUAAAUGCACUUCACUCAUAUUCUCUGUGUAUAUGAAUGUAUAGAGGCCUGCAUAACUGUCUUAGACCCUUUUUUUACUGAGGGUUGGCAACUGAUGACCAUCACUGGGAAUUGUUUUGUUGUUGUUUUAGUUAAUCAUGAGUCAGUGCUAUAGACUGCAACAAGCAUGGUUGCCUAGGGAAGAUGACACGCCAAUGCGAUCUUUUAUUUUAGAAAGUGCAUAAGGUUUUAUUUCAGGCACAUGAAAUUAUAUGGAAAUAAUAUAUUAAUUCCGAUAAGGCAUCUGAAAUUAAAGUAAUCAAAGUUACAGAUUACGUUUGGUAUUAGUUUUUUGGGGUUUCAGGCAUAGGCUUCAGUCACACUGUGGACCAUCACUGCUGUGUUCAGGCUUUUGAAUGUCAAAGUUCAAAAACUGCAAUACACAGAGAACUUUAUCUCAGUGAGUUUGUUACACACUAGACACUAUCUGUGUUCCUAGCCAGCAUUAGCAGUGUUUGUGCGUGUUUUGUGACUGUUCAGUCAAGUGACUUUGGUAUAACUAACAUCCGUACAUGACUGUCACAUUUAUGUAGGUUAUGUAGCUUUAUUUACAAAUCUUAUUUUCUUUUAUACUUAAUUUGCCAAGUUAGAUAUAAUAUUGCCCAUUUUUAAUUAUUUUUGUCGAUUUUAUUUGAUAAGGUUAUUGUAAUGUGACCUUGAAUUUAUUUUUAAGAAACCACUUAAAUCAUGCUGUAUCUUGGACAUUUGCAAGGGCUAUGUGACGUUGUGCAUGAUAAUACUGACUAUGCCAGGUGUAAAAGCCAAUCAGGUUCGAUGAGGUCAAAGGCGGGUUCACAACCAAUAAUGCAAUAUUCUUAGUGUGGGUUAGAGGGGGACCUGUUCGAGUUACAGCCUAAGAAACGGUUCCAGUGUGUUCCAAAUAUGCAUGUUUAUCACUCGAUGGAAAUGCAGUCCAAACUGUGUUAUGUACAUGAAUUUCUUUUUAAAAAAUUGUCAACAAAUCAUUGAGAAGCUGAGUGAAGUGUUAUAUAGAUAGUAUGUCUAGAAAAACACGAGUACUCUAUAACUUUUGGUUGGUGUGACAAUGUAGUUUCCAUAUAACUGAAUUAUUUGCGAGAAUGUGUUUCAAUUAAUGUAUGUCAGUGUAUUGAAGCCUAAGUUACUGAUCUUUUAUAGCUAAUCUGUGAAUGAUUUGAUUGAUCAAAACAUUGAUAUUUUUUUUAACCUGUUUUUUUUUUUCCUCCUUCUUCCUACUAUGAUCUUUAGUCUGAUUGCACUGUGUUUCAGAUUCUUCAGGUCUUUGUGUUGCUUGAGGUACACGUUGCCCUUUGAUCUAGAAGCAAAUAAGGAGCAACCUCUAGAAGCAUCUAUAAUGUACAUGAUUGAUUACUGAGAUAUAGUGUUUCACAGUUUUCAGAGGACGGGACUCAAGGGUCUCUGGGCUGUUUGUAAUGUGUUGAUGAUGAUGUUGGCAUUGCAUUAAAAACAAAUGCAAUAAAAGUCACUUCUGUUUCCAGACGGAA
Molecule: messenger RNA, 4715 nt
Organism: Electrophorus electricus (electric eel)
Lineage: Eukaryota; Metazoa; Chordata; Actinopteri; Gymnotiformes; Gymnotidae
Gene: adam9a
Product: ADAM metallopeptidase domain 9a
Biological process (GO): proteolysis
Cellular component (GO): plasma membrane
Molecular function (GO): metalloendopeptidase activity
Source: RefSeq, a predicted model, not a curated record